Molecule: messenger RNA, 702 nt
Organism: Daucus carota subsp. sativus
Lineage: Eukaryota; Viridiplantae; Streptophyta; Magnoliopsida; Apiales; Apiaceae
Product: desiccation protectant protein Lea14 homolog
Exons: 2
Coding region: 68-529 (153 amino acids)
Biological process (GO): response to desiccation
Cellular component (GO): cytosol
Source: RefSeq, a predicted model, not a curated record
UUAUAUAUAGACACAUAAAUCAAUUCUAUAAAUCACCUCGAUAACAUAAAAACACUUGCCGGAAAAAAUGUCGCAUCUGUUGGACAAAGCUAAGAACUAUGUGUCGGAAAAGCUGGCGGAGAUGAAGAAGCCGGAGGCGGAGGUGCUCGACGUUGAUCUCACCGACGUUAGCCGGAGUUGUAUCACUUAUGAUGCCAAAGUCUCCGUCACUAAUCCUUACAGUACUUCGGUUCCUAUCUGUGACAUCACUUACUGCCUCAAGAGUAACAAUAGGGAGAUAGCAUCAGGAACCGUUCCUGACCCUGGCUCCCUCAAGGGAAAUGAUACCACAUUGCUUAAUGUGGGAUUGAAGGUGCCACACAGCGUGCUGCUGAGCUUGGCCAGGGAUAUUGGUGCUGAUUGGGACAUUGACUAUGAUCUAGCUAUCGUCCUGAUUGUGGAUCUUCCAAUUUUUGGGAAUAUAAGCAUUCCGAUCAACAGCAAGGGUGAAAUCAAGCUUCCAACCGUCUCCGACUUGUGGUCCAAAUAAUCACCAGAGUGAUGUUUAUCUGAAGUGUUCCCCACUUCCCAAGUACUUACUUUCCUUGCUGGUUUGUGCAAGGAGAGUAUGGGAACUCAUGCUUUGUAACAAUAAAUAAGAAAUAAGAAGACAAAUGACGUUUGUUUUUCAUGACAAAAUGGCAAAUUUAUGUUUUUGUUGAA